This is a messenger RNA of Orbicella faveolata, 1694 nucleotides long. RefSeq lists its product as uncharacterized. The record is from RefSeq and is a predicted model, not a curated record. Gene Ontology annotation, biological process: regulation of transcription by RNA polymerase II. Gene Ontology annotation, molecular function: DNA-binding transcription factor activity, RNA polymerase II-specific. Gene Ontology annotation, cellular component: nucleus. NCBI's taxonomy places the organism in Eukaryota, Metazoa, Cnidaria, Anthozoa, Scleractinia, Merulinidae.
AACGCCAUUCUUCGAGAAUGUCGCGAUAUUUGGAAAGACUGGCUGGAUCUGGAUCUCGAAGUGAACAGCGUUAAAGAGGACAGAAACAGAUUCCUCGAGGAAAAAAGACGAGAAUAUAACUUCAAUCUCGAUAAGCAGUGCUUUUUGGUGCUAACGCAAAUGAUGAUGGCCUUUACCGAUCUCAAAGCAGUAGACCUGUUGUUGCCGACCGCAGGGAAUCCAUUUUAUACGGAAAUAAAGCACUGGUUCUGUGAAGGCUCCACGAGUGAUGAGACAGAAAAGACAAAUCCAACCUUAAUUCGACCAUUUAUUCACAAGUGGAAGCUGCACUAUAGUUCUUGUCCGUUUGAAAGUUAUCUGCCAUUUGAAAGGCAAGACCUCCAGCGAUGUAAAACAUUGACUGCCGCUUGCAAGGAAAACUUAUCAUUGAUGGUGAAACGUUUCCAACAGCAGAAGAACGAGUAUUUAGAAGAUCUGAAGGUUACCCUGUGGACUGGCGAUGGCCUGAGCCUGUGCACGAGUGGCUUCCCUCCAGACCUGUUAUUUGACGUCAUCGACACUAGCAAUGUCAGUGAUCAUAUUGGUUUGCUGAACGUUCUCGUUUGCUCUUCACCAAGGCUUAAAGUGCCCAACAGUUCUCUCCUGCUUACAUCAAGCAUUUUAUGGUGUAAUGGCUGUGAAAGUAUAGAGAAGUACUACUAUAAAAGCGUUGGUGUUCCUGUGCAACUACUCCCAACAGUUCUUGGCUUGAAACUGGCUGUUGAUCUCGAUCUAGGAAGCAGUAAACUGCCAGACAGGGUGGAAUUUACAGAAGAGAUUCUUUGCUGGGUCAAAGCAGACAAUACGCGGACUAUGCUGACAAUAGAUAGAACCAGUGAUGUUUUACAAGCCUUGCAUCGGCUUGUCGAGCGGUGCUUCAAUCUACUCAACUAUCACACAGAUCAAGUGUCAGGCGUCACUCUAUCCUCGCCAAUUACCUUUCUUCGAAUCAUUCAUCAGAUUCAACCACUUUUCAAAGGAGGAGCCACACAGAUAUUUGAUCUUCUUGAAAGUGAAUUACCAGCUGAUUUCAAGAAAAAGUAUGGUCUCUCUUGGAAUUUGUUGAAAGCAUCCAUUGGGAACGAACGAGGUAGGACAAAAUAAAGCGAAGUCUAACGAUCAAGUCUACGUACAGUUUUCAAAUUUAAGCUCAUCAAGUAAAGAGGAAAUUAGAAAUAAGUUUCACUUUAAUCUUCAAUUUGCGGGUUUUAUUGUGGUACUAUUUAAGUAAAGAAAUAUUUACAAACGAAACAGUUUUUAUUUGUAGUGCAUCCGGUUAUACCAGGUGUAGAUAUGACGUUCAGUAUUUGAGUGAAAAAGUAUUGUCAAUGUUGGUAAAAGGUAAAGAUCGAAAGAUACUAUUUAUGUAACGCUGUCGAGUGUUGUACCACGGAAUAUCCCACGAGUCAUUUGUAUUUUCUUGGUAAACACACGAGCUUUUAGAAGAGUGUGCAUAUCAAGAAAAUACAAUUAAGUGACAAGUGGGAUAUUCCAUGGUAAACCAGGAGAAAGCGUCGCAUAACUGUUUUAUACCAUGCACGGAAAAUACAGUAGCCAACAGAAUCAAUGGAACAUAUAUACGUGCAGUGCACGAUGGGAAGAUUAGGUGCAUGGAGUACCGUCGAGUAUACAAAGCUUUAAUAAUGAUAAUAAUA